This is a messenger RNA of Closterium sp. Naga37s-1, 2856 nucleotides long. The record is from the annotation of a GenBank genome assembly. NCBI's taxonomy places the organism in Eukaryota, Viridiplantae, Streptophyta, Zygnematophyceae, Desmidiales, Closteriaceae.
AUGGCUCGAGCUGCGCUUUUCGCGCUCUCCCUGGCGCUGCUGCUCGUCGCGGCGCGCGCCGGCAGCCCCAUCACAAGCUCGACGGCGAACGAGAAGCCCGACCAGAGCAGCAAGAAGGACGACGGGCUCAUGACCGAAAUCCCCGCGGCCAUCGCGAAGCAGGCGGCGGCGGGCAACGCGGAGGGAGUGACAUACGUUGACACGGCACAGGACACGUUCUUCAUGGCUGAUGUGAAGAAGGCCGGGUGGAACGCGCAGAAAUGCCCGCCGGGUUUGAACAAGGAGCUGGCGGGCGCGUGCACGCCCAAGAAUUGCUCCAAGGGCGGCAUUGCGGCCAAGUGGAAGACGGCGUACCUGCAGAAGAACAAGCUCGGGUACGAGCUGUACGUGCCGGGUAACCCGCUCACGCUGCUCAAGGCCAACCCCGCGUCGUGCUGCAACACGUGCGCCGCGACGCCGGCUUGCACGUACUGGCAGUACAUUCCCGAUAUUACCAUUGACGGGAAGAAGGGCAAGGGCGCGUGCUACCUGAUCCACGAUCAGAUCGACUUCACGUGCGGAGAGAUGACCGCGCAGUACAGCACGGAGACGAAGCCCGUGCCGCUUCAGGUGCGCAUCGGCGGCGAGUGCAACCCGAGCGCCAAGAUUCUCAACGACCCGCAUCUGGUGGGCGCACACGGCACGCACUUCGACUUCAACGGCCGCCCCGACAAGGCGUUCUGCCUGCUGACGGACCGCGACCUGCACGUGAACAUGCUGCUGCGCGGGUACUACGACGAGCGCACCGACAACGCGGCGCUCGUCGUCGACGGCAAGGCCGUGCACACGUGGAUUAAGGAGCUCGGCAUUGUGUGGACUGCUAAGGGAGUUGAUCACAAGAUUCGCAUCGCGGCGCGCGGCGGCAAGCAGCAGGAGCGCGGCGACGGGUUCGUGAAGAGCAUCGAGAUUGACGGUGAGGCGAUCCCGCGCAUGCAGGUGGGUGACAGCGUGACGAGCGACGGCGGGCUGACGAUCCAGUUCCGCGCGCUGGAGAAGGAGGGGCCGUUCGAUGUGGAUUACUACCUGCUGACGAUCGACGGCCUGAUUUCGCUCGACCUCCGCCUGCGCGUGGCGCACCCGAAGCUGCAGACGCCGAGCGACGCCGAGGCGCACAUCAACGUCGGGAUUGCGGAGCUGGAGCACACCGACGCGAUCCACGGCGUGCUUGGGCAGACGUACCGCGACGACCACGCGCAGCGCGCCGCAGACUUCCAGAAGCUGAUCGCGAGCCUGCACCGUCCGAUCUCCGCCGACGGUGCCGAGGGGCAAGGGUUCCUGGAUGGCACUCCCCGGUCGUACGAGGCGAGCGACGUGCUCGCUGUGGACUGCGCUUACACCGCGUAUGGCCGCGCCAGACAAGUGAUGCCCGUGCAAGAGUUCCCGAGCGUCAGAAUGGCUCGAGCUGCUCUUUUCGCGCUCUCUCUGGCGCUGCUACUCGUGGCGGCGCGCGCCGGCAGCCCCAUCACAAGCUCGACGGCGAACGAGAAGCCCGACCAGAGCAGCAAGAAGGACGACGGGCUCAUGACCGAAAUCCCCGCGGCCAUUGCGAAGCAGGCGGCGGCGGGCAACGCGGAGGGAGUGACAUACGUUGACACGGCGCAGGACACGUUCUUCAUGGCUGAUGUGAAGAAGGCCGGGUGGAACGCGCAGAAAUGCCCGCCGGGUUUGAACAAGGAGCUGGCGGGCGCGUGCACGCCCAGGAAUUGCUCCAAGGGCGGCAUUGCGGCCAAGUGGAAGACGGCGUACCUGCAGAAGAACAAGCUCGGGUACGAGCUGUACGUACCGGGUAACCCGCUCACGCUGCUCAAGGCCAACCCCGCGUCGUGCUGCAACACGUGCGCGGCGACGCCGGCGUGCACGUACUGGCAGUACAUUCCCGAUAUUACCAUCGACGGGAAGAAGGGCAAGGGCGCGUGCUACCUGAUCCACGAUCAGAUCGACUUCACGUGCGGAGAGAUGACCGCGCAGUACAGCACGGAGACGAAGCCCGUGCCGCUUCAGGUGCGCAUCGGCGGCGAGUGCAACCCGAGCGCCAAGAUUCUCAACGACCCGCAUCUGGUGGGCGCACACGGCACGCACUUCGACUUCAACGGCCGCCCCGACAAGGCGUUCUGCCUGCUGACGGACCGCGACCUGCACGUGAACAUGCUGCUGCGCGGGUACUACGACGAGCGCACCGACAACGCGGCGCUCGUCGUCGACGGCAAGGCCGUGCACACGUGGAUUAAGGAGCUCGGCAUUGUGUGGACUGCUAAGGGAGUUGAUCACAAGAUUCGCAUCGCGGCGCGCGGCGGCAAGCAGCAGGAGCGCGGCGACGGGUUCGUGAAGAGCAUCGAGAUUGACGGUGAGGCGAUCCCGCGCAUGCAGGUGGGUGACAGCGUGACGAGCGACGGCGGGCUGACGAUCCAGUUCCGCGCGCUGGAGAAGGAGGGGCCGUUCGAUGUGGAUUACUACCUGCUGACGAUCGACGGCCUGAUUUCGCUCGACCUCCGCCUGCGCGUGGCGCACCCGAAGCUGCAGACGCCGAGCGACGCCGAGGCGCACAUCAACGUCGGGAUUGCGGAGCUGGAGCACACCGACGCGAUCCACGGCGUGCUUGGGCAGACGUACCGCGACGACCACGCGCAGCGCGCCGCAGACUUCCAGAAGCUGAUCGCGAGCCUGCACCGUCCGAUCUCCGCCGACGGUGCCGAGGGGCAAGGGUUCCUGGAUGGCACUCCCCGGUCGUACGAGGCGAGCGACGUGCUCGCUGUGGACUGCGCUUACACCGCGUAUGGCCGCGCCAGACAAGUGAUGCCCGUGCAAGAGUUCCCGUAA